AUGUUCAUACCAUAUAAAAAAAAUAAAGGAUAUAAAAUCCCUGUUAUAUUUGAGUUUGGAUAAUAAAAUACAAGAGUUGGAUAUGCAGGAACUGAUGGUCCAGAAGUUGUUUUACCAUCUGAUUUAUUAAUGGAUAGUGAGGGAAAUAUGAAAUUUAUUGAAUAAAAUAGUACAUAUCAACCAGUUGGAUUUGAUGUUAAGAAUAUACUUUUAGGAGGAUAGAUAGUUGAUUUCGAUAUAUGGAAAGAAUAUGUAGAACACAUUCUAAAUAAUCUUUUAUUUUAAGAAAGACAUUUCCCAUUUUUUUUUGUCGAAAAUGGAAAUGUCAAAAAAGAAACCAGAAAUAAAAUCAUCGAAAUGCUUUUUGAAGAAAUAGAUGUUUCCUCUGUUUUUUUUCACAGAAACACUAUGUUAGCUUAAUAUAUAGUAGGAAAAGAUAAUGUAUUAGUAGUUGAUUGUGGAGCAUCUCAUACUACAAUUACUCCAAUAUUGGAUGGUAAUGUUAUUGAAAAAGGUAAUCUAAAUUUACUUUAUUUUAGGUAUUCUUAGAAGUGAUAUAGGAGGAGAGUAUAUUACAAAUAAAUUAUAUGAAAUUUGGAAAUAAUAAGGUUUAGCAUUUUCUAGAUUUAAAAAUUAUAGUCAACUCUCUCCAUCUCUUUAAAUGUAUGGAGAUUUGGAAAUAGUUAGAGAAAUUAAACAUCAAUGUGUUAAACUAUAUGAUUAACCUAUAGAGAAUUUGUAAUUAUAUACCUUAACAUAUUUUAAGAAAAUUCAAUCCAACUGUUGAUAAUUAAGCAUAUGAAUUACCAGAUUAAACUAAAUUAUUAAUAUCUGAAGAAAUGUAUAAGUAUCCAGAAUUUUUAUAUGAACCUACAGAAAAUUUUGAAGGAUUGGAUAAAGCAUUAGAAACAAGUUUAGAAAAGAUUGAUUCUGAUUAUAGAAAGGAAUUAGUUCAAAAUGUUAUAUUGAUAGGAGGAGCUAGUUGUACAGUUAAUAUGGUCGAAAGAUUUUAAAGAACAAUAAAUAAUCUUAAAAUAUUUGGAUUAUCUUCAAGAAGUAAAGUAUAAACCCUCCCAAAAUUUUUUGAUCGUUAACAUGCUUCUUGGUUAGGAGCUUCUAUUGUUGCAAGUUCAUAAAUUUAUGAUCAAUGGACUUUAAAUAAAUCAGAUUAUGAUGAACAUGGAUCUUCUCUAAUAGAAAAAAAAAUGUUUUAUUGA
Molecule: messenger RNA, 1217 nt
Organism: Paramecium pentaurelia
Lineage: Eukaryota; Ciliophora; Oligohymenophorea; Peniculida; Parameciidae
Source: the annotation of a GenBank genome assembly